AUGAUAUCUGAAGACUUAGAGAUUGAUCUCUUACCAUCAUUGAAUGUUGAUAGCAUUAAUGUUUACAAUGAAAACAAAAAACAACCCUUAACUUAACAUCCAAUACGUGUUAGUACAAAAAUAAAAAGAGGAAGACCGCCUAAAUCAAAAAAAAAGGCUUCAACCUCAUAAAGUACUGAAGAAAGGAAGUCUGAUGAAAGUCCAGAUAUAAUAAUGAUUGGAUCCUCAAAAGCAAAAAUGGCCAAAGCAAAUACAAUUAUGAAGAAGAUUAAGAAAAAAUUUACCUCUGCAAAGAAACAUAAGAAAUAGGUUUCUGAGGGAAUAAAAAAGGUAUAGAAAUAGCUCAAAGUAACAACAGAUAAGACAUAGUCGAAGUUUCAAUCAGUAAUUUUGAGUUUCAAAAAAUUUCUCAAAGAACUUAAAGAAAACAUGUCAAGAGCUUUAGAUGAAGGGGACAAAAUACUCAAGGAAAUUGAAUGA
Messenger RNA from Paramecium sonneborni, 480 nucleotides. The record is from the annotation of a GenBank genome assembly. NCBI's taxonomy places the organism in Eukaryota, Ciliophora, Oligohymenophorea, Peniculida, Parameciidae.